AUUACAAGGACUUGGUGUGGAGAGAGAUGAGGAGACGCGACUUCUCUCUCUACAAUGAGUAUGCCACUGAUAGAUGUCCAGAUUUCAAGGACUAUCCCUGGUCGGAGAAGAAUGAGGCCGUGGCUGAGGAAGUGAAGGAGAUACGGGAUAUGGUGAAGGGAUUGACGAGGCAGGUUAUGGAGAUUGUGACCGCCACAGGGGUCACGGCCUACCGCGACAAACCUGGAGGGCCCUAUUCGCUUCGCUGGGACCGUAGGAACAACGAUCCCUGGAGGAGUGUCGAGGAUAGAAAUCCUCGGACGCUGAUUGAUUAUCGUACGAGGGGGAGAGAGAGAGACGAUGAAUUAUGGCGACGCGGGGACGAUGAGAUAGACCGAGACCGCAGAGAUCACGAGCUGUUUGUGAGGGCAAGGAGGCUAGAUGAUUACCCCCGAAGCCCUCGCUAUGAGGCCGAUCGGGGUAGAGGCGACUCCUGCGGCCGAUGGGGGAGGGACGGCAGAUACGAGAGAUUAGACCGGGAUAGAUAUAGGGACGAAAGAUAUGAGAGGUCGGGUCGAGAUGGCUACAGAGGGAGUAGAUAUGAGAGAGGAGAUAGGGACUGGGAACGACAAGAAGGGUCACGUGGACGGUGUGAGCGCGGGGGAGAAGCGAGAGAGCAGCGCAACGAGACGCGAGGAUGGUACAACCGAGGGGACCAACGCGAUGGUUCACGAGGACACUAUGACUCGAGGAACCGCUGGAAUGACUCGCGAGGGCAGUAUGAGCAAGGAGGGUCUGGAGAAGACCGGCGCAACGAUUCGCGCAGUCGGAAUGAGAGAGGGGGAUAUGGUGUCUCAGAACCAUAUCCAAAGUCGCCUGACCCCAACGCGGCCAGGAAAUCGAUGUCUAGGGGCGCAGACGACAGGGCGUCUACUCCCAGGAACUCAUGCGUUUAUUGUAGAGGAGAAGAUCAUAUCAAGAGGGAUUGCCCGGACCUUAAACGGACAAUAGAAGAGGGACUUGUCGUGCUUGACGACCGCAAGUACAUCAAGUGGGCUGAUGAUCUCGGAGAUGUAUCGAUGUUCCCUUCGAUGAAGGAGAAUGUCGAAGCAAGAAGAAUAAAAACGAGUAAAGGAAUGGAGCCGGUCAGUGGCCAGAGCAUCAAGAUAACCUUUGAGGGGGACAUGGCGACCACACCCAUAAGGGUGGCAGCCACCAAGUCGGCGAGAGGGUCUACAUCGAAGAAAACUGACAUGGAUUACGUGAUGGCUGAGAAAGACGGGCAGCGGGUCGAUGGAGAGGAGGUUAUCCUUUCGCCGCGAAAGCGCGGAGUGAAGAAGUUCCUAAUGAAGAGCUCGCUGAACGAGAUUGACACGGUCGAGCCACUGAGGCGGACCCUUCGGCAACCCAUGCAGUGCUCUAUUCUGGAGUACCUGGCGGCAUCGAAGCCAACUCGUAAUGAGUUAUAGAUGAUCACGAGGAAGACCCGCAUACCUCUAUCGGAGGAGGGUCAGGGGGCCCCUAAGGCGGAAGCUUCUAUAKUAGGAGUAACGGGAGUGA
Molecule: messenger RNA, 1539 nt
Organism: Chara braunii
Lineage: Eukaryota; Viridiplantae; Streptophyta; Charophyceae; Charales; Characeae
Source: the annotation of a GenBank genome assembly